Colletotrichum graminicola M1.001 is the source of this 2097-nucleotide messenger RNA. RefSeq lists its product as uncharacterized. Gene Ontology annotation, biological process: transmembrane transport. NCBI's taxonomy places the organism in Eukaryota, Fungi, Ascomycota, Sordariomycetes, Glomerellales, Glomerellaceae. Gene Ontology annotation, molecular function: calcium ion binding; ATP transmembrane transporter activity. The transcript is spliced from 6 exons. The coding region runs from base 1 to 2097 and encodes 698 amino acids. The record is from RefSeq and is a predicted model, not a curated record.
AUGGGGGUAACAGAAUGGGUUGCCGAGCGCCGGAUGGAGGUGGAUGAAUCACAGAACCAGCGGGAUAAACGGGUCGAGGACCUCUGGAGGCAAUUGGAUCCUAAUGGCUCGGGACAUUUGGACUUCAAGGGGUUGCAGAAGGGGUUGAAGAAGAUCGAUCACCCCAUGAAAAAUGCCGACGACAUGUUGCGGAAAAUCAUGAGCGUCGUCGACACGAACCGCGACGGUAAAAUCCAAUACGAAGAGUUCCGCUACUUUGUCGAGCAGACAGAGACGCAACUGAUGAUUCUGUUCCAGUCCAUAGAUAAGGACAACGAUGGCCGACUCGACAAGACAGAGCUGCAGGAGGCCUUCCGACGGGCUGGGCUUGUUGUGCCGAUGCGCAAGCUCGGUGCCUUCUUUGGCGAUAUGGACAUGAACAACGAUGGCUACAUUAGCUUUGAAGAGUGGCGAGAUUUUCUUUUAUUUAUGCCGACACCAAACAGCCAUGCACCCUUGAAGGCCGUGCUGGAGUAUUAUUCUUCCAUCGUCACCCUCUCUGCUGAAGGUGACUCGAUGGUAUCGGAGGAGACACUUGAGAGCUCAGGUACGACCGGCUUCCUUCUGCAAACCCUCUUUGGAUCCAUUUUGAGGAUCGCAUCCCUUUCUUCGGACCGUGAGCCCGGCGCCACCGACGAGCCCCUCACCGACAUCAACGGUCGACCCGUGGUUGUGGCCGUGCCUUCCCAGGAAGAAGCAGCCUCGCCCCUUCCCGGUCUUGCGCAGCUGCCCGCCUCAACAACGCAGCAACAGCGGCAACCACGGGGUAAUUCAACGCACAACGGCAGCUUCGCUUCUUACACGGAUUCCCCCUCUGCCUCGCAGCAGCAAACACCGUCCACGCGGCCGAUGGUAUCGUCAAUAUCUCCUCCCGGCUAUUCAGGUACCAGCGCCAACAUGAACAAUAUGAACAUGGAGGCAGCGGUGCUGCAGGCGUGCAUCGAGGCCGCAGACGAGAAGCGCGCAGGCAUCCUUCCAAGACUCCCCGGCGUCGGCACCUCUCAAGCGAACCGGGUCACAGGCGAUAGCUCCGAGCAAGGCUCCAGCUCCAGCUCAGAUGCAACUGUAGCACCCAAGACCAAGAGACUGACUGACCUCGCUCCUGAUCCAGGUUACUUCAUUGCGGGUGCCGUCGCCGGAGGACUAUCGCGAACCGCCACCGCUCCCCUCGAUCGACUGAAGGUUUAUCUUCUUGUCAACACUCGAGCGAGCACCGAGACUGCGGCUACUGCCCUCAAGCAGGGACGUCCACUGCUCGCCCUUCGCAAUGCAGUUAGACCCUUCAGUGACGCUGUCAAGGAUCUCUGGAAAGCUGGCGGUAUCAGGAGUCUGUUUGCAGGCAAUGGACUUAACGUCAUCAAGAUCAUGCCUGAGAGUGCCAUCAAGUUUGGAUCGUAUGAGGCCGCGAAGCGAACCCUCUCUAAGCUCGAGGGCCACAACGAUCCCACAAAUAUCAACAGCUACUCAAAAUUUGUUGCGGGCGGCGUCGCUGGCAUGGUUGCUCAGUUCUGUGUAUAUCCGUUGGAUACACUCAAGUUCCGACUCCAGACGUCAACGGUCCAGGGCGGCCUCUCUGGAAAUGCCCUUGUUCUCGACACGGCCAAGAAGAUGUGGCAGGCUGGUGGUGUGCGCAUCGCCUACCGUGGCGUCACAAUGGGUCUGUUGGGCAUGUUCCCCUACAGUGCCAUCGACAUGGGCACGUUCGAGUUUCUCAAAACCUCGUACAAAAAGUACAUGUCGAAAUAUCGUGGCAUCCACGAAGAAGAUGUCAAGCCAGGCAACAUCAUGACUGGCAUCAUUGGGGCCACCAGCGGCGCUUUUGGAGCAUCGGUGGUGUACCCUCUCAAUGUCCUCCGUACUCGUCUCCAAACCCAAGGCACCGUCAUGCACCCUGCAACCUACACAGGCAUCGUAGAUGUUGCACAGCAGACGCUCAAGAACGAGGGCAUGCGGGGCAUGUACAAAGGACUCACACCCAACCUGCUCAAGGUUGCUCCUGCAUUGAGCAUCACCUGGGUUGUGUACGAAAACUCAAAGAGACUCCUCGGGUUGGAGUAA